Molecule: messenger RNA, 2286 nt
Organism: Talaromyces amestolkiae
Lineage: Eukaryota; Fungi; Ascomycota; Eurotiomycetes; Eurotiales; Trichocomaceae
Exons: 1
Coding region: 1-2286 (761 amino acids)
Biological process (GO): cellular response to hydrogen peroxide; hydrogen peroxide catabolic process
Cellular component (GO): cytosol
Molecular function (GO): heme binding; catalase activity
Source: RefSeq, a predicted model, not a curated record
AUGGGUGAGAGCCAGUGUCCCGCUCACCAGCGUGUCUUGAAAGCCAAUGUCGCUGGUGCUGGUACCAGCGUCCGCGACUGGUGGCCAGACCGCUUGAAGCUCAACAUUCUCCGCCAACACAACCCCGUAUCCAAUCCUCUCGGCGAGGAAUUCGACUAUGCCGCCGCAUUCAACAGCCUCGACUACUAUGCCCUUAAGAAAGACAUCCAGGACCUGAUGACUGACUCCCAAGAUUGGUGGCCUGCUGACUUUGGCCACUACGGUGGUCUCUUCAUUCGUAUGGCUUGGCACAGUGCAGGUACCUACCGCGUCUUCGACGGUCGAGGUGGUGGUGGCCAGGGUCAACAACGUUUUGCUCCCCUCAACAGCUGGCCCGACAACGUCAGUCUCGACAAGGCCCGUCGUUUGUUGUGGCCCAUUAAGCAGAAAUACGGAAACAAGAUCUCGUGGGCCGAUCUGCUAUUGCUUACUGGUAACGUCGCCCUCGAGUCCAUGGGUUUCAAGACCUUCGGUUUUGCUGGUGGCCGUGCCGAUACUUGGGAAGUAGACGAGGCAGCCAACUGGGGAGGCGAGACUACCUGGUUGGGAAAUGAUGUUCGCUACUCCGGUGGCCAGGAAGGUGUUGAUGCUAAGGGUGUCGUUUCUGGCGACAAGCAUGGUUCUAAGGACAUCCACAACCGUGAAUUGGACAAGCCACUUGCUGCUGCCCACAUGGGUUUGAUCUAUGUCAAUCCUGAAGGCCCUGAUGGCAACCCCGACCCUGUCGCUGCUGCCAGAGAUAUCCGUACCACCUUUGGUCGUAUGGCCAUGAACGAUGAAGAGACCGUUGCCCUCAUUGCUGGUGGCCACACGUUCGGUAAGACACACGGUGCCGGCCCAUCAGACAAGGUUGGUCCCGAGCCAGAAGCUGCAGACAUUAGCCAACAGGGUUUGGGUUGGAGCAACAGUCACGGAUCCGGAAAGGGUCCUGAUACCACAACCAGCGGUAUCGAAGUCACCUGGACCAAGACUCCUACCAAAUGGAGUAACAACUAUUUCGAGUACCUGUUCCGCUAUGACUGGGAACUCACCAAGAGUCCUGCUGGUGCCAACCAAUGGGUCGCAAAAGACGCAGAAGACAUUAUCCCCGAUGCCUAUGACCCAUCUAAGAAGCACAAGCCUCAGAUGCUCACCACCGAUCUUUCCCUUCGAUAUGACCCAAUCUACGAGAAGAUCUCUCGUCGCUUCUUGGAGCACCCUGACCAGUUUGCGGAUGCCUUUGCUCGUGCCUGGUUCAAGUUGCUGCACCGUGACCUUGGCCCACGAGCCCUUUACCUUGGUCCUGAAGUGCCUGCAGAGGUUCUUACCUGGCAAGAUCCUGUUCCUGCCGUCAACCAUCCCCUCAUUAACAAUGACGAUGUUUCGGCCUUGAAGCAACACAUCCUCGCCACAGGUGUCAAGCCAUCCAGCCUGAUCUCCACUGCCUGGGCAUCGGCUUCUACCUUCAGAGGUAGCGACAAGCGUGGUGGUGCCAACGGUGCUCGCAUUCGUCUUUCCCCUCAACGUGAGUGGGCAGUCAACAAGCAGCCGUGGCUGUCUGAGACCCUUUCUGUGCUCGAAACCGUACAGAAACAGUUCAACGAGUCCCAGUCUGGAGGAAAGAAGGUUUCCAUUGCAGACUUGAUUGUUCUCGCCGGUUCCGCCGCCGUCGAGAAGGCCGCUCACGACGCUGGAUUUGCCAUCACAGUGCCUUUCACACCUGGUCGUACAGAUGCUUCCCAGGAACAGACUGAUGUCCAAUCCUUCAGUGACAUGGAGCCCAUUGCCGAUGGUUUCCGCAACUUCGGCUCAUCCACGUCUCGCGUUCGCGCCGAGGAAUGGCUUGUUGACAAGGCACAGCUUUUGACCCUCACUGCACCUGAGUUGACUGUUCUCGUCGGCGGUCUCCGUGCUCUCAACACCAACUACGACGGAUCCGCUCACGGUGUCUUCACCAAGCGACCUGGCCAACUGACCAACGACUUCUUCGUCAAUCUCUUGGACUUGAACACCGCCUGGAAGUCCGCUGGUAGCGUCGACCUCUACGAGGGUACAGACCGCAAGACUGGUGCCAAGAAGUGGACUGCCACUCGUAACGAUCUCGUCUUUGGCUCCAACGCUGAGUUGCGUGCUGUGGCCGAGGUUUACGGUAGCUCUGAUAGCCAGGAGAAAUUUGUCAAGGACUUUGUGGCUGCCUGGGACAAGGUGAUGAACUUGGACCGCUUUGACUUGAAGCAGAAGCAGUUUGCUCCUGGCCACCGCCUUUAA